Messenger RNA from Lytechinus variegatus (green sea urchin), 3240 nucleotides. RefSeq names its product MFS-type transporter SLC18B1-like. The record is from RefSeq and is a predicted model, not a curated record. Gene Ontology annotation, biological process: transmembrane transport. The coding region runs from base 829 to 2517 and encodes 562 amino acids. Gene Ontology annotation, molecular function: transmembrane transporter activity. The transcript is spliced from 14 exons. NCBI's taxonomy places the organism in Eukaryota, Metazoa, Echinodermata, Echinoidea, Temnopleuroida, Toxopneustidae.
UAAUCAACACAUCGCCGUUAAUUAAAAAAAAUCAAUCUGCAAUUUAUUAUUUUCGCCAAUUAAAUUAGGUUUUCAACUGUAAAGAUUUCGCCCACACAAUGUAGCGUUCCAUACAAGAGCCACCGCGCGGAUAUGGGCGAGGCGAAUCUUAGCUGCUUGCUUGCAGGUUCCAGCCCUAGCGUAGCGCCGUGUCGCCGCCUUGCACAGGUAUGAUGAGGUAUCCGCUGUGUGCCGAGCGAGGACAGUAGUACCACUGCCGUGAAGCUGCAGCAGGGAUGUAAAGUUGUAGCGCAAACAUGGCAAAUGGCCAUAUAAUUGGUAGGAAUCAUGCUGUUGCGGCGAUUUAACGUUAGAGCUAAUUUAGGAUUUCCUUGACAUUCCGUGAGUGUAAAACUUGUACUUUUUGUAGUAUUAUCAGAUUAUCCACCACCAGGACAAUCGACACACAGACAUAGUCAUAGAUCUAGGAAUCCGAAUUGCGACUUGCGUAUUUCAUCACUCAAUUCCUUCAUAUUUCGCAAUACCGUGGAAAGAUAAACAUCUCCUUCAUGACACCGGUGUGGCAUGUGGUUUUUGGUAUUGGCUGAUUUGGAAGUCAGUUCUGAAGCGGAUCCAGAGGGAGAGUAGAAUUUCAUGAAUUUGGACUGGAGGCUUACUACUGGAGGCAUUUUUGGAAUUCAUACUAUUACAUGUAUGUACCAGUAAUAAAUUGAUCUACAGCACAGAAAACUGCUGGGCUUAGCCCAAUUCCAGUCCCCAAAACAAGUAUUUGCAAUUGGAUGAUUCGGAAUUAAUGGACAGACAGCCAGUGGUGUCAAUCAACAAAAAAUGGAGAAUCACAAUAGUAACAAUUCUAAGGAUAUUUGUGUAAGAACAGAGGAAUCUGUUCCAUCAAUUUCCCAUACAUGUUUGGUAGAGAAUCCUGAGAGGACGUUCCUGGAAAAUGAAGAACCUUUGAUUUUGAAAGAUGAUGUUGAAAAUGGGGAAAAGGAAUCAAACUCGAGUGGUGAUAAUGUUAACCAAAAGGAGAAGCCCAAACGCUACACACGUCAUCAGAAGCUCACGUUUGCUGGCUUUGCAUUUGUGCUCACAACAGAUCUGAUGCUGUACUCUGUACUAGCUCCAUUUUAUCCAGUUGAGGCGCAAAAGAAAGGAGUCUCAACUACUGUGAGUGGCCUUGUGUUUGGUGUUUAUGCACUGAUCAGCUUUAUUGCAUCACCUAUAAUUGGGAAAUAUAUUACUGUACUAGGGCCAAGAUUUCUAUUUUUUAGUGGAACUUUUCUUGGAGCUGGAUGCAAUCUCCUAUUUGGUGUCUUAGAUGGGAUAGAGGAUACCAAUACUUUCAUUGUGUACUGUUUUCUACUGAGGAGUGUAGAAUCCCUUGGAGCAUCAGCUUCUGUUACUGCUGGCAUGACAAUAACAGCUACAGUGUUUCCUGACAAUGUUGCCCAGAUGACUGGAUUUCUGGAGACAUUUUCAGGACUAGGUCUAAUGAUUGGGCCAGCAUUAGGAGGGGUUCUUUAUAAGAUUGGAGGUUACAAACUUCCAUUUCUUGUUCUUGGUGCUUUGGAUCUUCUUGUACUUUUUAUGACUGUCUUUAUCAUUCCAGAUAUUAAGCCAAGUGAAGUGAAACCUAAGCCUGGAUCCCUGUUAAAUUUCAUGAUGAUUCCUGUGAUAUGGCCCAUGGCUUUCGCUCUCGUAAUCAGCGCAUGUGCAAUGACCUUUCUUGAUCCAACUCUAUCUUUACAUCUGGAAACGUUUGGUGUGAGCACACCUGUAGCUGGUGUAUUAUUCCUGCUUAUCGGAGGUCUCUAUGCAUUGACCAUGCCUCUGUGGGGCUACCUGUCCGAUAAAUAUGGAAGAACACGUAUAAUGGCAAUCAUUGGUUUUGGUAUGAUGGGUGCUUCCUUCUUAUUGGUUGGUCCUUCUCCAUUGCUGCACCUACCGAACUAUCUAUGGAUUGUAAUAGUAUCCCUGAGUAUAUGUGGUAUCUCCAUAGGCUGUGCCUGUAUGCCAAUCUUCCUUGAUAUGAUGGUAUCUGCAAGAUGGUAUGGCUUUCCAGAUGAUAUGGCUACCAAUGGUCUAGUGUCUGGAUUUUUCAGUGGCUGUUUUUCAUUAGGGAGUUUCUUGGGACCUGUAGUAGGAGGCAUACUGAAGGAUAAAGUUGGUUUUAACUGGGCAUCUACCUACGUUGCUGCAUCUUGCUUUGCGGUCGUUCUCGUCUUUAGUGCAUUCUGUUUAUGGGAGUACCAAUGCGGAAAAGGACGAAGGAAACCAUGGCGGUAUUUUGGAGAGCCAGAGAGAGACGAGAAUGAGAACCAGUCAGACACAGAGUCGUUACAAGGCAACCAUGUCGCCACAGUCUGCCGUGAGAAUGUCUCUGUCAAUGCCGACACCCAUACCAUCCCAACAAACAGCUACAUAGAUGACUGUGUGGUUGGCUUGGAGAGUUGUAGAGAGAAUGGUCCCUGGAUUGAUAGGUUCUCUGAUAAAGAACCUCUUAUCAUCAAUGCAUAGAGACAUCCAAGGUCUAUUGAAAGCAACCUUAAAGCAGGCCUAGACUUUUUUUCGCAAAUGACAGAUUCAAAAGAAUAAUGAUCUACUUGAAUGAGACUUCCUUCUAGAAGAGUCUUGAUUCAUGAUACUUGUCAUCAGUGAAAUAAUGCAAACUGCCAUUUCCAUGAUUUUUUUUAUCAUUUGGUAUGCCAAAUCUGUGUAUUUAGAAGGUGUGUUAUAAUCUGCAAUGAGUGUAGACAAUCAGUGGCUAAGCAGCUGAAUAAGAGGGUUAAUAUUUUCCAAAAUUAGUUGAUUCCUGCCAUCUUAAACGUUUUUUUUACAAGUCUUGCCAUUCAUAAAUGGAAAGACCAGAAUGAUACUAUAUCACUGUGCUGCCAAAUUUUUAUUCUGUGCAUACGCAAAAUAUAAUUGAACCAUUUCCUUAUUUUAAUACCAAAGGUUGAAUCAAUCUUGUUAUCAAUGACUUCAAAGCAGGGUUCUCCAAAGAUCUACGAUUGGCAUCAAUCAUAAGAUUGUAUGUUUUUGUCAUGGUUACAUGGCACCUUUAUUUGAUCUAAUUUUGAUAAAGGGCAAUUCUAAAUUGUCAACCUUUUGUAUAUACAUUUGACCCACAUUUUCUCAAAUUUUACUUUCCAUCAUGAACUGUUCAAGCUAUGAUAAAGGGAAAUAAAAAUGAAAAAAAAAAGAACAUGGUAUAAAAAUCAUUUAAAGGAAGUUGAAUAU